Molecule: messenger RNA, 1203 nt
Organism: Onychostruthus taczanowskii (white-rumped snowfinch)
Lineage: Eukaryota; Metazoa; Chordata; Aves; Passeriformes; Passeridae
Product: translation initiation factor IF-2-like
Exons: 3
Coding region: 1-1104 (367 amino acids)
Cellular component (GO): ciliary basal body; centrosome
Source: RefSeq, a predicted model, not a curated record
AUGGCGAUGUGCCGGGGUCUCAGCCCACCGCUGGAUGCCCAGCGCCCCCUCCCAGGGCUCACACCCGUACACAUCACUGCUGUCCCUGCAGGCGGCUGCUGCAGGACACGGGUGCUGGUGGAAAUGCUGCGAGCCACCCUUGGCUGCCCAACUCCCUCAGACGGAGCGGGAGCAGAGCCACAGCACGGCCGGGCAAGCUGCGGCCUUUCGGUCCCGCUCCUGGCUGGGGCGACAGGGAGACAGGGCGGCUGGGCCCGCGGCCCCUCCCUGACAGCCCCCAGCAAACACCAUCCCCGCACACCCAGGAGCCCCUUCCCCUCCUCCCCGCCCCGGCAGCUCCGGCCGUUCCUCCCUCGGCUCCGGCCGUUCCUCCCUCGGCCCCGGCCGUUCCUCCCGCAGCCCCGGCCGUUCCUCCCGCAGCUCCGGCCGUUCCUUCUUCAGCUCCGGCCGUUUCCCCCCGGCCGUUCCUCCCCCGGCUCCGACAGCUCCCACCCCGCCCCAAGGACCCAGAGCCGGAGAGGCCCGGCCGGGGAGGAGCCGAGGCCGGAGCAUCCCGGGGGCGGCGGGUCGGGCCUGCCCCGGGCCCGGCGGAGCUCAGCGACCCCCGCGCAGUCCCCGCUCACCAGCCCUAGCGCGGCGGGCGGCACCAGCGCGGUGCUGAGCGUGUGCCAGGCGGCCGAGAGCUCCAUUCGGGCCGCAGGAAGGGGCGGAGCGCCGCCGGCCGCCGCGAUGAGCGGCACCGGAGCCACGCUGCGGGGGCACCACGCGACGCUGCGGGAGGGGCUGUCGGAGCUCCGCGCCCGGCGGGACGAGCUGAGCGGGCGGAUCCAGGCCGAGGAGGCGGAGCGGGGCCGGCUGCAGGCGCGGAUCGCGACGCUCUCCCGGCGCUUGUCCGACACCAGCGAGAGCCUGGCGGGGCUCCGGUCCACCCGGGCCCACAUCGACCGCACCAUCGCCGAGAUGGACAUAGCCUCCGGGGAGACACUGGACAAUUCUCAGACAUUGCUAGAUAUCCUGAAGAAGGAAAUGAGGGAUCUUGAUAAAAUCAUUGAUCCACAAAACACUUCAUUAGGACCACGAAUACGUCGACAAAAGCGUUCCUAAACUUCUUCUUCAGCCUGGAAUGUCCUGUUGGCCAGAGAGAGCUGCUUUGUGGUCCAAAGAUGCCACAUUUAAUAAAAGCCUUUGCUUUGCAGAAGUAAA